AUGUGCAGCGCACCUCAUCUCUUACUGACAUCUCUUCCUCCUGCUAGCAUCUUUUCUGAGCACUUCUUGUCAUUAUCUCUCCCAUCUCCCGAGUCAUCAUAUCAAUACAUGUCGAAUUUGUCAUCUGAUGGCUCCCACACCCAGUUGUCUGGUGCCUCCCGAGUCCAAGCUGAGCAUCAAUUCGAGCAGGAAACUGUCUCGUCAUGCGAAGCAAUCAUCGAAGAGUUCCGGAGGGGCAAGGUUUCAAAAGCAGACACAUCUAUACGCCUUCUCGAGGCCAUUAAGUAUCAAGAUGCUGGCACUGAAGAGGAAGUCACUUCCAAAUGUGCAGCCUACAGCGUUUUCUUCAGUGAACUUGAGGAGGUCGAAUCUACCUCCAGAGAUGCAGCUCACAGAGGGGAAAUGCAGCUCCCGGAUCCUAUCGGGGAUGAUGCCCCUGACAUUGAGCCCACUGAAGGGAUCGCAGACUCUGUCGAUGCGGGGAGUAAGAGGAAGCGAAAUGCAGAUGAGGACAACACAGACAAGGCACGAAAGGUCAACGAGUCUCUCUUCCCUUUCUCCAAGUCUCGUGGAACCACUCUCCUUCCGCCAGAUCUCCAGCUCACCCUCAAGCUUAAGGAGAACUACACCAGAGAUCUUGCUGUCUCCAAGCAACGGAUACUCUGUCAUCCAGACUGCCCCAAUGUCCCCGAGGCAAUCUGGAAUGAUGUCCUCAGCAGCCGCUAUGUUGACCUCGACAAAAUCUUCACCGCCUUCUAUACCGUUGAUGGGGACCACAAGCAGACACUCAAACUCGGAGAUCUUAAGGUCAUCUCUGGAGGUUCCAGCCGACCUGGGAAACAUGUUGCCCGACACAGCGAUUGGACCAAUGCUUGGGUCAGGUACCAAGAAGCCAUCUUCUUUGCAUUUCCCCAUCAGGCCAAUGAGUUGCGAGACUAUGCAGCCCACAUUAAUGAAUCUUUCAUCGCACUCCCUGAAUCCCAGGCUUCAAAAGUCCUCAAUUAUGACAGAGCAGUCAGGAGUGCCGUGGGAAGGAGCAACCGGCUAUUGCUCACUGACCUCUCCAGCUUCAACCACUUCUACACCAUGCACAUCGUUAUGGACUUAUAG
This is a messenger RNA of Sparassis crispa, 1110 nucleotides long. RefSeq lists its product as hypothetical. The transcript is spliced from 2 exons. The record is from RefSeq and is a predicted model, not a curated record. The coding region runs from base 1 to 1110 and encodes 369 amino acids. NCBI's taxonomy places the organism in Eukaryota, Fungi, Basidiomycota, Agaricomycetes, Polyporales, Sparassidaceae.